CAUCGCUGCUCCAGCACCAGGCGGCCGUCGCAGCCCACCUCCGAGCCCACACCGCCAUGUCCAACAUCCUCGACUUUGUCAUUCGGGCGACCAUCGGCAACGCCGUGACGUCGCAGUUCGACGUCAAGGAGCAGAUCGCCAGUGGCGGACCUGGCCAUCUUUGGCACAUCCACGGCGGCACCAAAAAGUCGCCUCCCCACCAGGAAUGCGCUAUCUUUAUCUUCGAGAAGAAUGUCCUCGAAGCCAUGAACCCCCUGGCAAAGCCGACCCAGCUCCGGAAAGAGCAGGACCGAGUCAUCGAGAUUCUCAAAAAAGAGGCUCAGGCACUGUCUCGGCUUCGCCAUCCUGCCCUCCUGCAAGUCACAGAAGCGCUUGACGAUUCGCGGACAGCUCUGGCAUUUGCCACGGAGCCCAUCAUCUGCGGGCUCUCGAAUCUGCUCGGGGAUCUAUCCAACUUCACUUCGUCCCAAAAGUAUCAAGUUACGAGCCGCUAUGAGCUCGAUGAUUUGGAAAUUCAGAAAGGCAUCCUCCAGAUCGUCAAAGGCCUCCAGUUCCUCCACUCCAACAAUAUGAUCCAUGGCUAUCUGUGCCCAGAGGCAAUCUACAUCAAUGCCAAAGGAGACUGGAAGAUUGGUGGACUCAACUUUGCUAUAUCCGCAACGGUGCCCAAGGACGAUCCGCAAAUCACGGACUUUGUCACCAACUACCCACCGUUCUGCUCGCCGUCGCUGGACUACCUUGCACCCGAAGUUGUCGAAGGUUCCUCGUUCGAGUUUACCAGCGACAUCUGGUCCUUGGGCUGCGUCAUCUACGCCAUGUUCAACCACGGCAAGAGUCCCGUCACUUGCAACAACAAUACCCAUCGAUAUCAAGAAACUGUGAAUCGUAUCUCGAGUGUCUCGUAUCAGCAGAUUCCCGCGGCGCUCUCUGGGAUCCUCCAGCGCAUGCUGGUAAAAUAUCCAUCGCAGCGUAUCUCUGUUGAAGCCAUCCAGACCAGCGAGUAUUUUGACAACAUUCUCGUGAGCACCAUCAAGUAUCUCGAAACCUUUGUCGAAAAAACCGCUCAACACAAAGCGCAGUUUCUGAAAGGACUCGUCCGAAUCCUGCCCCAGUUCUCAGAGAAACUCCUCUAUCGAAAGAUCUUGCCCCUCCUCCUCCAAGAACUCAAGGACACACAGAUGGUCCCAUUCCUGUUGCCAAACAUAUUUUGGAUCGGUGAUCGUAUGCCUUCGGACCUGUUCAACGAAAAGCUCUUGCCUGACCUCAAGUCUAUACUCAAAGCUCGAGACCCUCCUCAGGCAACCAUGCUCUUGCUUUCGCGGCUGGAUUUGUUUAUGAAGCACUGUGGGAAUUCGCCAGUGUUCAAAAACGAUGUCAUGCCUCUCGUUUACAGCUCCUUGGAAGUGCAGAUCCCGCAGGUCCAGGAACAAGCUCUAAAGGUCGUCCCGAGUCUCUUGGACAAGCUUGACUUUACCUCGAUCAAGUCGUCCUUGUUUCCCAAGCUACAUGCGCUCUACAUUUCGUCUUCACUAAUUAGUCUCAAGAUUACGACAUUGAUUGCAAUCCAUGCCAUGGCAAAGGUGUUGGACAAGUUCACGCUCACCGACAAGGUUCUGCCGAUGCUGAAGCAGAACAUUACACGCGAACCGGGUGUGCUGAUGGCCAUUUUGGCGGUCUAUAGCGAGGUAUCCAAGUAUCUGGACAAGGAAGCGAUUGCGACCGAGAUCAUGCCCGAGCUGUGGAAGCUGUCGAUGGAUACCUUACUGAAUGCCGCUCAGUUCCGCAAGUUCAUGAAGAUCAUCAGCGAGCUCACGAAACAGAUCGAGGAGCAACAUGUCAAGCAGCUCGAAGAAAUGAUGGAGGCACCGCUUGGUCAGGGCAAGAAUGCCUCAUCGGACUCGAUCACCGACUUCCAGAAGCUCGUCGGCCAGGAGCCCAAAGGCACCGUACGCACGUCCGUGUCAUCCAACGCUUCCAAGCCUGCCACCAGCAGCCCCUCUCGACCCUCGUCGUUCGAUUUCCAGUCCCUAUCCUCGGCCACCAACCGAGCCCAGACAGCGAGUCCCUUCAAGUCACUCGGCGGUCCCCCGCUGGUUGCAGCUUCGACUCUGGCAGCAUCUUCGUCCAGCAGCUCGGCCGAUAGCGACUUUGCCGGUUUCCAGAUCGCUUCGCAUGCAGUUCCGUCUCAAGGAACGUUCGGCGGCCUCAGCAACUCGACGCAGCGGCCCAUGUCGUCGAUGGCCUCCACUGGCGCGGGAUUCUCGACUUUCGGCACCUCGAACGGACCUUCAAACGGUGCUUUUUCGCACACGCCGAUGCGGGCAGCAACCACCAACGGAUUUGCCUCGUUUCCGAAUACCACGGCGUCGGGGCCGGCACUUGGCAGCAAUGCCUCCGCCAGUGUCGGGUUUGGCUCCCACCCCAUCCAGCCAGCAUCACAAGCCAACUUUGCCACCUUCCCACCGCCCCCGGCUUCCCAAGGCUUCGAGCCUGUCGGUGCGUCCAGGCCUGCUGCCCCGACCGGACCCAAUGCCAAUGUAUCGCUGUUCUUUGGCGGCAAGACGACGCCUAUGGCUCCGACUAUCCUGCACAGCGGCGCAGGGGGACUGUCGGGUUCAGGCAGCAGCACCACUAAGCGCAACCCAAAGCUCAACGACUUUGAUCCCUUUGGAUGAACCGUCUUGUCCGACUGCUCCUGUCCCAAUCCCUCGGACGGAGCAGUACAUGUGUGCGUGGGCAUGUCGAAACUAAACACAUCCCGGCCAAUAUACCGACGUGGCGAUCGCUACCAAUACAUGUUUGGCGAUAAGCAUGUCGUCGUG
Messenger RNA from Polychytrium aggregatum, 2822 nucleotides. RefSeq names its product kinase-like domain-containing protein. Gene Ontology annotation, biological process: protein phosphorylation. Gene Ontology annotation, molecular function: protein kinase activity; ATP binding. The transcript is spliced from 23 exons. The record is from RefSeq and is a predicted model, not a curated record. The coding region runs from base 57 to 2675 and encodes 872 amino acids. Lineage: Eukaryota; Fungi; Chytridiomycota; Chytridiomycetes; Polychytriales.